Molecule: messenger RNA, 897 nt
Organism: Haemonchus placei
Lineage: Eukaryota; Metazoa; Nematoda; Chromadorea; Rhabditida; Trichostrongylidae
Source: the annotation of a GenBank genome assembly
AAUCCCAAUUGUACCCGUUUUCAUCCAAGAACUUCGACUUCGACCUGUUCGACAAGCUCAUCUCAACAAGAAUCCUUGUGCCUAUCACAGAAAUGCAUUAGAUUAGCUGCGAAUUAUUUAAAUAAUAUGAAUAGUAAUGUGGACCCAUGCAAAGACUUCUAUUCAUUUGGCUGUGGUUCGUAUGCCAUCAGUCGAGCAGUACCAGAACACGAAAAGAAGUUCAACGUACUUAACGAAAUGGAAAAACGGCAUAAACUCCUUUUGAGAGACAUACUCGAAGGUCCUUCACCCGAAACAGAGCCCCUGAGCCUCCCUCGAACCUACUAUAACUCAUGCAUGGAUGAAGAUGCUCAGGAUGAACUUGGGACGCUUCCAAUGUCAUCGCUCAUUUCCCAAAUGGGUGGUUGGGAGUUGCUAACAAAUGCUAGAUUUGAUGGUGCUCACUAUCAUUGGGAAGAAAUGGCAGGUCGACUGCAAAUAUACGGUGUUGAUGGUCUUGUCAAAAUUUUUGUUGGGAGAAGCUUUGAAGACAGAAAUGAACAUCUUCUUAUGUUCUGCCCUCCCGAACUAUUUUUGGAAAAGAAGAAGUUUUACCGUGGAGCUCCAUCCACAAAUGAAUACCUCUCAUACUACAGGCAGUACAUUAGAAGUGUUCUCGAAAUGUUAGGUGCCGAUAUGGAAGAUGAAGCUUCAGUGAUUGAAUACCAGGUGAACGACAUCAUUGACCUGGAGAGAAGAAUAGCAAAUGUGAAAAAAUAUGGCUUCCCAACAGAGAUUGGACGAGAUUACCGUGAAGGGAAUAACGUGGAAAGGGGUAUUUGGACGAGUUUUCGGUCGUUCAUUUUCAAAGCUGCGCAGAACUGUCUUCCACUGUCGCUAUGGUUCAUGACAAGUUGA